This is a messenger RNA of Teleopsis dalmanni, 2123 nucleotides long. Its product is annotated as protein ANTAGONIST OF LIKE HETEROCHROMATIN PROTEIN 1-like. Bases 321 to 1631 code for a protein of 436 amino acids. The transcript is spliced from 5 exons. NCBI's taxonomy places the organism in Eukaryota, Metazoa, Arthropoda, Insecta, Diptera, Diopsidae. The record is from RefSeq and is a predicted model, not a curated record.
AUUGUAAUGAUGCCACUUUGCGCACUGAAAUGCUUGCGCAUUUGCAUAAAUAUUUUUUAAAAGCUAUACGUACAGAAACAUUUGAACAAAUAUUCAAAGAUUUGAAUGAAAUGGAUUCGUCUUUCUUGUGUAGUCAUAUCGGGAUAUGGAAACAAAAGUUUGAAAAGAAAUUGUACUCAAUUGCAAUCAGUUUUAGAGUUAAUAAAUAUUUACAAGCUAUUAUAUCUAUUUAAUUAAUAGAUUAACGUUUUUAUAUUUUUUUAAAUCAAAAUAAAUGUAAUAUAUAUUGUGCUGUUAUUGACAACAAAACAGUAAUCGAAAUGAACAACAUGUUGACUACUGUUUUGAUUCAUAGAAGGAGAAGAGCUGCAUUAAGACGAGCGGCUAACUUGAAAAAAAUUUGUGCCUUAGAAUCACUAUUGUCUUAUUACAGAAAUACAAAUAGUCGAAAUGUAUGGACACACGAAAGGGGUAGCAGAUUUUGGGAAGAUGAUGUGCCAAAAUAUUCCGAUUGCCAGUUUAAAAAUAAUUUUCGGAUUGAAAGAUCAACUUUCUCGUACUUAGUAAACAGAUUUCAGCAUCUCAAAAGGCGUGAUACUAACAUGCGCAAAGGCAUAUCUGUUGAGAAGCGUGUCGCAGUUGCUCUCUACGCACUUUCGUCUUCUGUCGAAUACAAAAAAAUAGCUAACCUAUUUGGAAUUGGUAUAUCAACGGUUUGUGAAAUGGUGUUGGAAUUUUGUGAGAGCGUUAAUAAUAAACUAGCUAAUGAGUUUUUAAAGGAUUAUCCUUUUACUGAUGAAAGAUUAAAGGAAAUUGUUGAAGGUUUUCAAAGUUUAGGAUUUCCACAAUGUUGUGGUGCAAUAGAUGGUUGUCAUAUUGAAGUGUCUCCAUCAAAACAACAGGCCCCAGAUUACUACAACUUUAAGGGAUGGUAUUCUAUUAUACUGUUUGCAGCAGUAGAUCAUAAAUGUCGCUUCACUUACAUAAAUGUUGGUGGUACAGGGAGUAGUAAUGAUUCACAUAUUUUUGAAAACUCCUCCCUUAAGAGAUAUCAUGAAGAAAAUGACAUUUUUAAAAAAUAUAUUAACGUCGAUGGUGUAAACGUACCUAUAAUGUUAAUAGGUGAUUCUGCUUUUCAGUUAUCAUCAAUAUUAAUGAAACCAUAUCCUUAUCGAAUAAACCAACCGGAACAUGAAAGAAAUUUUAACAAAAAGCUGUCAUCAUCAAGACGUGUUGUUAAAAAUGCCUUUGGUCGUCUGAAAGCAAGAUUUCGGCGUCUCGGAAAGGGUUUCGAAAAUCGUAUUGAAAAUGUGAGUAGCAUUGUUAAGGCAUGCUGCAUUCUCCACAACAUCUGUACUGAAAGGGAUGAUCGUAUAGUUGAGUCUUGGCUACAAUUCAUUCCUUCAUCCAAACAUCAACCUAAUGUAUCAACAACACUGGGAAAUAAAGAUAAAGAUGCUAACGCUAUACGAAAUGCAAUAAGUUCUUAUUUAGGUUUACUACCAAAUGUGAACGUUACAACAGACGAAGAUGAUGACAUUGACAGCGAAGCAGAUCUCAUCGACUGUGACGACAUACCUACAAGUGGUGCUAACGCAGUUUGCGACGCUGAUAAUUUGCUGUCGACAUGACUGUUGGCGUCCUACAUAAGUUGAAUUAAUAUCACUGUUGGCGAUACAAUUGCUGCUGCAAUCACUAACACGCCUGAUUUGCGUCGAAUUUUCAGUAUUUAAAUAAACUUAUAAUAGAGAGGAAAUGAGCACAAAUUUGUAAAGUAUUUUUUGCAUUUAUUUUAUUUAUUAAUUCAAUGGUUAGUUCAGCAACUAGGAACAAAAUAUAUAGUUUAAAAAUGUUAUUUACAUUGGAAAAUACACUCAAGGAGAGGGUUGAUAAAAUUCGAAUUUAAGAUAACGCAAAUUAAGUUAAUGUCCUGUUGGUUCAUUUAUAAGCAGAUUCAAUUAGUUACACUAGCAUUUCAAAAACUAGAAACGGACUAUUACCAAUCAGCAAACAAUUUCAGACGAUUAAUGGUUAGUAUUUGGCAAGUUUCGAAGCAACUAUAUAGUUAGCCCAAUUCAAUUCAUUAAAAUAAAUUUUUGCAAUUCAUGUUUUCUGCACUAUGA